AUGAUAGUAGAUUCAGGGUCACCAGCUAAUAUUAUCCGGGAAUGCACAUUCCAAAAACUAAAGGAAGGAGGUGCAAAUAUCAUGAACGAAAGGGAUGCGGACGACCUACAUCUACAGUCCUUUGCUUCUGACUCCAAAAUAUUGUUCACGAGGGCUUUUGAGGCGGAAAUUAAGGUUCCCGAUGCAGAGGCUGGAGUAUGGACGCAUCUCCUAGUUGCUCCUAAGGGCCAGACCGAUUUGUUGAGCAAGGCAACCGCUUUUGCUCUAGGCGUUCUAAAAAUUGGAUACAGUGUGAACCAAAUCAGUAGUGAAUCGGAUUAUACAACGAUGGACUCGGAAUUUCCAAAGCUACCUGGCCCUGCUUUGAAAAUUCAAGUGGACGGUCACAUCAAACCCGUUGUCCAGGCUGCAAGACGCCUUCCUAUCUCGAUGGAAGCCGACGUUGAAAAGGUCAUACAAGAUCUUAUCGAUAAAAAGAUCAUCGAACGGGCAGAAGCACCAUUCACAUGGAUAUCACCGCUAGUACCGGUUAGGAAAAGUGAUGGGAAAAUAAGACUCUGCGUUGAUAUGAGGGCUGCCAAUCAAGCAGUAAUUCGCGAACACUACCCUAUGCCAAAUAUUGACACCGCCAUAGCGGGAAUACGCAAGGUGGUCAAAUUAUCGAAAAUAGAUCUGGAGUCAGCUUAUUACCACAUCGAGUUGGAAUCGGAGAGUAGAAACAUUACUACAUUCGUAUCAAGAAGCGGGGUAUAUCGUUUCCGCAGAUUGAUGUUUGGUAUUAAGUCUGCCCCAGAGUUGUUUCAACGCGAAAUGGAGAAUUUGUUUCGUGGUAUCAAAGGCUUGAUCGUAUUUAUGGAUGACCUAUUGGUAUAUGGAAGUACCGAAGAGGAACACGACGAGAUAUUAGCGGAAGUGCUACGACGAAUCAAGGAAGUUAAUAUGAAGAUUAAUGAAAAGAAAUCGGUUUUUGGUGUAGAUGAGCUCACAUUUCUUGGUCACAUCUUAUCUGUUGACGGGAUUAGACCAACUCAAGAUAAGAUCCAAGCGAUAUUAGAUUUACGCCCUCCUAAAAACUUAACUGAGCUCAAGUCCCUUCUAGGAAUGAUAAACUUUGUUGGAAAGUUUAUUCCUAAUUUGGCAACAAGAACUUCUGAAAUGCGAAAGCUGCUGAUCAAGGAAUCUUCUUUCGUAUGGGGUGAACAACAUACGGCCGAAUUGAGUCAAAUCAGAUCAGUAUUAGGCAGAAUUGAAACUUUAGGUUUCUACGAUCCCGACGAUGAUACGUUUCUAGUAACGGAUGCCAGCCCAGUAGGAGUCGGCGCAAUUUUGAUACAAAAGAAAGAGGGAGUGUCUCGUGCCAUCUACUGUGCCUCAAGAAGCUUAGCAAGCCACGAAAGGAAAUACUGUCAGACAGAAAGAGAAUGUUAUGCGAUUGUGUGGGCAAUGGAAAAGUUUUAUAUAUAUUUAUAUGGACGACAUUUUUUUCUAAUAACAGACUGCAAGCCUCUACAGUAUCUGUUCAACCGAGCGCAAUCGAAGCCUUCAGCCAGAAUAGAGCGAUGGAUUCUUCGCCUUCAAGCUUUCGAUUUUGAAGUCAAAUACGAACCUGGGGAUAAAAAUUUGGCCGAUUCGUUCUCUCGAAUGGCUGUUAAUGGAGAUCCGGUGUCCGAGGAACAAGAUGUUGUACAGUGGUUGAUUAAUGAAACGAGACCUAUUGCUAUUGGAGAAGUUGAACUACAAAAAGCUUCUAUGGAGGACGAAGAAUUAAACAGCGUUAAAGCCGCAAUAUCUUCCGGAAACUGGAAUGAAGUUGCCCUUCCAUACAAGACCGCUACAAUCAAAGAUGAUCUUUUGUGUUAUGGAGAGCUGUUGCUAAGAGGAGACAGGAUAGUGAUCCCUGCAAAACUCCGUGAAAAGGUAGUCAGGUUAGCUCACAUUGGACACCAAGGCAUCACAGGUAUCAAAGCCCAUCUGAGAUCGAAAGUUUGGUUUCCAGGGAUGGACAAACUAGUGGAACAAAUUGUCAAAAGCUGCAAACCUUGCCAAAUGACGGCGUUGCCUGAUAAGCCGAACCCUAUUGGUCGCCGAAUUCCCACUCAACCUUGGGAAGAUCUUGCUAUGGAUUUCAAAGAAGGAUUGCCAGAAGGAAAAUCUUUACUCGUUGUUGCAUGUUACACCAGUUGUUUCAUGCAAGUGGAAACCAUGAAACCUGCGACAUCACAAAAAGUUAUUCGUGCCUUAUUGAAGAUGUUCGCAUCGCUUGGAGUUCCUCGAUCAAUAACAGCUGACAACGGUCCUCAGUUUAGAUCUUCAGAGCUUAAGCAAUUUUGCACUAGCUACGGCAUUCAUCUGAACCUCUCCACUCCGUAUUGGCCGGAACAAAACGGAGCGGUUGAGAGAGACAACUGGUUUAUCCCCUGCGAAAAUGAUUUACGGUCGCGAAAUGAGGAAUUCAAUCCCGUCAAUCUACAAUCUAGCUUGUUAUUGGAGUCGUCGAAAGAUCGGGACAUGGUCAUGAAAGAACAGCACAAAAUUCGAUCGGAUACGAGACGCCAUGUCGCUGUUCAUCAUCUUCAAACAGGAGAUAUUGUCAUCAUGCGAAAUUUGAAGCUGGGGUCGUUACAGCCUACGUUCGGAGAAGAAGAAUUUGAAGUAAUUUUUAUUAAUGGGGGAGAAGUGGUUGUCAAAUCGAAGGAAACGGGCAAAACGUAUAAGAGGAAUAGUACUCAUUUUAAGUUUCUGCGUAAAGACGAAAAGUUAAGCGGAGAUGAAAGCGAAGAAUUUAUAGAAAAGGAUUUCGAGAAUGAUAAAAGACAGUAUACUGAGGAUGGCGGGGUUGGUAGGCAGCGUAGGGAAAUCCGCAAACCCAAGAAGUACGAAGACUACGAAUAA
Topomyia yanbarensis is the source of this 2892-nucleotide messenger RNA. RefSeq lists its product as uncharacterized. The coding region runs from base 1 to 2892 and encodes 963 amino acids. The record is from RefSeq and is a predicted model, not a curated record. Gene Ontology annotation, molecular function: nucleic acid binding. The transcript has 3 exons. Gene Ontology annotation, biological process: DNA integration. NCBI's taxonomy places the organism in Eukaryota, Metazoa, Arthropoda, Insecta, Diptera, Culicidae.